This is a messenger RNA of Rhizopus microsporus ATCC 52813, 2577 nucleotides long. RefSeq lists its product as uncharacterized. Lineage: Eukaryota; Fungi; Mucoromycota; Mucoromycetes; Mucorales; Rhizopodaceae. The record is from RefSeq and is a predicted model, not a curated record. The transcript has 3 exons. Bases 29 to 2410 code for a protein of 793 amino acids.
UAUAUACACACAAUUGAUACAAUAGUGAAUGACCAUAUUAGAGCCACCUCCUCGACCUAAUAAAAGUAAAUUGAGAACAUUACGUCCAGAUGGUCUUUCUCUAAGUCCCUUCGUGACGCCAACAACCUCUCCAACAGAAGUAGCCGAGGAAGAUUAUUUCUCUCUUGUAACUUCAUCUUCGCUUGAUGAAAGAACAGCACUACAUCCUACAGCAACUUCAUCACAUAUCUUACGAGAACAGCCCAAGUAUAGGAGUAGAUUUACAGAGCAUUUUGAUGAUCAUAGUAGAGACAUCAUUGAAGAAGAAUUUGCUGGACUCUUUUCCCUAAUACAACCUAGUUCUCCACGUCCACCCAAGUCUGAACAGGUGAAACAGUCAAAGAGUCUUGCUGUCAUUUCUGAAAACUCUGCAAAAUCAGACAUAGUACCAAAGAAGGCCUUGGUUAAAUCCUCAAGUACAAAUACAGUUACUGUUUCUUCGACUGAACUCGCCAACACAACAUCAGUAUACGCAAGAAAGAAUUCUCAGCCAGCACCUUCCUUGUCCACACCACUACAAUCAUCCAAGGGCAUUCCGAGCCCAAGGAAAUUUGGUAGCAGUGGAUCCAUAUUGAACGCAUCUAGUAUACCUGUAGCAGACUCUCUGCAUUCUAGUAUGUCAGAACAGUCGGAUUCAUUGGUAUCCAAUAUAGCAACCAAGCUGAAUAGAGCAGACGUGAUUGUUGAACGCUUAGAAAGCUGGAAUGACUUUUUAAAAUCCAUUACUGGAUGGCUCGAAGAGAUUGCAAAGAUAAACAUGCAAAGUGGUCGAGGAUACUUGCAAAGAGCAGGAUCAUACCUGAAUAUGAACACGGAGGAUAGUGAAUCCGUUCGAUCUCUUCAAAGCGGGCUUCAGGCACUUGUGAACAAAUUAUCAUCUGAGCAGCAGGAUCUCUCAAGCACGAUCCAUCGAGAUCAUUUACCAGGCAUCUAUAAGCUUCGAAAGGAAUGCAAAGAAAAGAUACAAAGACUCAAAGCAGACACUUCUUUAUCUAUGGACGAAUUAUAUCGACGAGCUGAAGUAACAAGAAGCAAGAUGAAUUAUUUAAAUCGAUGUUGUAAGCAAGCAGAACGAAUGAAGGGACAAAUCGAAAUGGACCCUUGGUUAGCCAAUCUCCACGUCCUUCGACAAUUGAAGAGAGAAGUAGAUGAGGAAAAUCGAUUGAGACUUUUGAUGAUACCCAUUCAAAAUGAAACAAAAGAAUUUGAGCAAAGACUAUUUCAACUCGUCAAACCAGCUAUUGAUUACUGCUGUAAAGCGCUCGCAAAGGAGUCUAUAGUGAUGAUUUCACCAGAACAGGAAUGGAGCCAGUUCUGCAAGAUGCAUCAAAAGGAACUAGUUGAUGAGCAACAUCCGAUCAAGAACUACUUGAAGAUAAAUUAUUCAAACAAGUUUCAUCCCUUUGUUAUGACUUUAAUCAAGGGUCCAAUGAAACGACGUGUUGGUGUUCGAAAGCAAUUCAUUGAACGGUACUAUGUACUUAGUCAAGGAGGAUACCUUCACCAAUUCACUAUGGACAAUAAAGUGUCACCAGAGAAAACGAUCUAUAUACCCUCGGUUACCGUCGUUCCUUCGAUUGAUCUAUCCUCAGCCCUGUAUCAACAUUACAGUGAGGAUAGCUAUACAUUUGAAAUUUGCAGACCAGGCACAAAUGUUCUCCAAAAGGACAAGGUGUCGGUGUUUCGUACGACAACCAAACAGGAAUUAAUCGACUGGUGCACAUGUCUCGUUCAAGUUGCUUCGGGAAACUUGCUUACGGAAACUAAUUCUAACAUAUCUCAUCCUUCUUCUCCCACUUACAGUGGAUGCUCGGUCAAAUCAAAUGAGUCAAUGCUUGAUCCAUCGACAGCACAAGGUAAUAGAAUAAGAAAAUCAAGUUUCCCUUCAAGGACUCCUUUGCAUUCCCCUUCUCCACUCCAUUCGUCUGGGUUAAAAAUCGCCAAUAAUGAUUCAUUCAUUAUUGAACCAUCCUCUGCUUUCUCUACUGAUUCUCAAAUUCAGGAGAGUGCUAUUCACUAUGAAGAAGAAGAAGAAGAUAGGAUCAGUAUUGCAAGCAACUCUACAGCCAAAGUGCCAUUAGAAAGUGAGUCACGAGAAAAUAAUGAUGAAGACGACCGCUUAGAUUCAAGUGAAAAUAUACAUGGUCAAGAACAAGAAGAAAACAAACAAAGAGAACCAUCUGUCAUUAGUACAAUUUUUGAUGAUGCUCAGUCAUCAGUGUACUUUUCAUCCACAUCAGCACCACCUUCUCCAGCUCUUUCAGCACAGUCAUCUGUUAUUUCUUUCCCGGGUCUCGGACCAUUGGAAGUAACUAGUGAACAAGUAGAAGUGUACAAACCAACAUUGUCGUUAAAUCUUGAAUCUGAGUGAUGAUUUAUACCUUGAUUAUAUAUAUAUUUUAUACGGAAUUGCAUAAUAAAAGAGAAAGCUUUCUCAAUGAUAUUUGUAUACACUUGGAGAUCAAGUUUUUUGUAGCUUUGAUACACAAAUAAAGUAAAUCUUAAUGUUUAGACGUGUGAAAUAUUAUGUAACAUAAU